Messenger RNA from Suillus subaureus, 905 nucleotides. RefSeq lists its product as uncharacterized. Bases 328 to 864 code for a protein of 178 amino acids. The transcript is spliced from 4 exons. The record is from RefSeq and is a predicted model, not a curated record. NCBI's taxonomy places the organism in Eukaryota, Fungi, Basidiomycota, Agaricomycetes, Boletales, Suillaceae.
CCUUCUCAUUGCUCCUUUUCACCAGCACUAUAUGGCGACCACCCGUACUUUUCAUAGAUUGAUUCGUAUCCAAAAUGCAUCUAGGUAUCAAUAAAAACUACUGGAGAUACGGCUUAAGUAUGGUGCACAUUUAUGUGACUGAUCAAUGUCUCAAUAAGUUCCUCUUUCGGUCUUGAGAUCUGGACUCCGAGCCCAGUUGUGCGAAUUCGGAUGAAUACAGUAUUGGGUGGGAAUAUAAAGACGAGGAUCUCGCAAAGGCUUGCAAGCAUUCCCCUACAUUCGUACAACUUCCCGUGCCACCCAGAACCUACAACUCAAGGCUUCAAAAUGAGCAUGUAUUUGCAAAGGCUCAAAUCAUCACUAAAAAAGACCCAGUCGACGUCGUCAUUCGAUGAGCUCGAUGCUGUUUUACCGUCGUUGACUCUGCCAGAGCUCCCCAUCUUGGCAGAGCCACUGGCAUUUGAAAGCCAGUUUUCGGAUCUCGAGUACGGUCCUGUAGUGUUUACUAGUACCCUGCCAGAGAAUAUAGGUCUUCCCGUCGGUAAUCUUUCCCAAGACUUGUUGCCUGGUGUCGUUGACUAUGGGCUCGGUGUACCGGAACUCCCGCCCCAAUACACGUUGAUUGAGUCUUCGGCCAGACAUGACCAACAACCAUGUCCUCCUUUUGCGCAAGGUGGCCGGGACAAAGUAAUGUGCACCUGGCCCGGAUGCUCGAGAGCUGUCCAGAAGAAUAGUCUUGCUCGUCAUAUAAACGAGAUGCAUCGGCGGGUGGUCAAGGCUGUCUGUGACAGCUGUGAAAGGGGGUUCGCGCGCCCAUAUAUGCUGAAGAACCACAUUUGUCGGGCCAAAUAUAGGAGGUCCUGAACUUUCACUAUACGUAUUACGCACUCCCCAGAUCUACCGCU